UCACUUUACGGCAGAUGCACUCAAUCUUAUACCGCCGCGCCUUGUCGAAAUUCAGCCGGCCGUGGUGACUACCGGGAUGUCGCGGGGAACCACGAACACAAGAAACGAAGGCUCCCGACCUCGACGCCCACACUAGCAACCUCUGCGGUGGGUGGCAGAAGAUUCAAGGCCAUAUUUGAGCCUCCUUUUCUUUUUAAAAGCUACACCGACGCCCUAGGAGAGGCUACCAGUGGCGGCUCGACUGACCAGCCGCGGCCGUUUGACAGGUGCCGUUGCCCGGCUCUGCGUGAGAAGAUGCCGCCCGUCCAGAGAACCAUGUCGGAUCUUCGAACGCGGGCGGACGGGUAUGAAAAAACAGAGGACGCUUCAGAAAGGACAUCGUUAGCGGACCAAGAAGAUGCUCGACUGAUUUACCUUAACCAACCACAGUUUACAAAGUUUUGCAGUAACCGGGUCAGUACGGCCAAAUACAAUGUCCUCACCUUUCUUCCGAGAUUCCUCUACUCGCAGUUCAGGAGGGCAGCCAAUGCUUUUUUCCUCUUCAUUGCACUCUUACAGCAAAUCCCAGAUGUGUCUCCCACUGGUCGCUGGACAACGUUGGUGCCGCUGCUUUUUAUUCUAGUUGUGGCAGCUGUGAAGGAAGUCAUUGAGGAUCUGAAACGCCACAAGGCUGACAGUGUUGUCAACAAAAAGGAAUGUCAAGUGUUGAGAAAUGGUGCCUGGGAGAUUGUGCAUUGGGAAAAGGUGACUGUUGGGGAAGUAGUCAGAGCUGCCAACGGCGAUCACCUCCCAGCUGACCUCGUCAUACUGUCAUCCAGUGAACCGCAGGGAAUGUGCUACAUUGAAACAUCUAAUCUGGAUGGCGAAACUAACCUUAAAAUCAGACAGGGUCUCCAAAUGACGUCUGAGUUGAAGGACAUCGAGAGCCUAAUGCAUCUCUCAGGGAAGAUGGAGUGCGAGUGCCCAAACCGUCAUCUGUAUGAGUUUGUGGGGAACAUACGAUUGGAUGGACACAGCACAGUGCCGCUUGGUCCGGACCAGAUCUUACUAAGAGGAGCCCAGCUACGGAAUACACAGUGGGUCCAUGGUGUGGUGGUCUAUACGGGUCAUGACACAAAGCUUAUGCAGAACUCCACUCGUCCGCCUCUGAAAUUGUCCAAUGUUGAGCGCAUCACCAACUUUCAGAUUCUUGUCCUUUUUGGCUGCCUGCUGGCCAUCUCACUGGUUUGCUCCGUGGGCCAAACCAUCUGGAAGUACCGGUGCGGCAAUGACGCCUGGUACAUGGACCUCAACUAUGGUGGGGCGGCGAACUUUGGCCUGAACUUCCUUACCUUCAUCAUCCUGUUUAACAAUCUCAUCCCCAUCAGCCUUCUGGUUACAUUGGAGGUCAUCAAGUUCAUCCAGGCCUUCUUCAUCAAUUGGGACACUGAUAUGGUAUAUGAGCCUACAAACACACCUGCUAUGGCUCGCACCUCCAACCUGAAUGAAGAGUUGGGCCAGGUGAAAUAUAUAUUCUCUGACAAGACGGGCACGCUGACCUGCAAUGUCAUGCAGUUUAAGAAGUGCACAAUUGCUGGAGUUGCCUAUGGUCACAUACCAGAGGCUGACGAGGGUAGUUUUGCUGAGGAUGACGGGCACAGCUCACACUCCUCAGAGGAGUUAGGCUUUAUUGACCCAAGCUUGCUGGAAAACCUCCAAAGUAAUCAUCCUACAGCUGCUGUCAUCCUUGAGUUCAUGACCAUGAUGGCCACCUGUCACACCGCAGUCCCCGAGCGCAACAACGGAAAAAUCACCUACCAGGCAGCGUCCCCAGAUGAAGGUGCUCUGGUGAGAGCUGCACGGAAUCUGGGUUUUGUGUUCUCUGGUAGAACACCAAACAGUGUCAUUGUGGAAAUGAUGGGAAGCGAGGAGAAGUAUGAGCUGCUUCACGUCCUGGAGUUUACAAGUGUGAGGAAGAGGAUGUCCGUCAUCAUGCGCACACCAUCCGGAAAGAUCCGCCUCUACUGCAAAGGAGCUGACACGGUGAUCUAUGAUAGACUUGCAGACAGCUCUCGCUACAAAGAGAUCACUUUGAAACAUUUGGAACAGUUUGCCACUGAGGGGUUGCGCACGUUGUGCUUCGCGGUGGCAGACAUCAGCGAGUCAUCCUAUCAGCAGUGGCUGGAGGUACACCACCGAGCCUGCACUUCACUGCAGAACCGAGCCCUUAAGAUGGAGGAGAGCUACGAACUUAUCGAGAGGAACCUGCAGUUGUUGGGGGCCACCGCUAUCGAAGACAAGCUGCAGGAUAAGGUGCCUGAGACCAUAGAGACACUGACGAAAGCCGACAUCAAGAUCUGGAUCCUUACGGGAGACAAACAGGAAACGGCCAUCAACAUUGGACAUUCCUGCAAACUUCUGACUAAGAACAUGGGCAUGCUAGUGAUAAAUGAGGACACACUUGAUAGAACAAGAGAGACGCUUAGCCACCACUGCAGCAUGCUGGGAGAUGCGCUCUACAAAGAAAAUGACUUUGCACUUAUCAUUGAUGGAAAGACGCUCAAAUACGCCCUCACCUUUGGAGUGCGACAGUACUUCUUGGACCUGGCCUUGUCCUGCAAGGCCGUGAUCUGUUGCAGAGUGUCUCCUCUGCAGAAGUCGGAGGUAGUGGAGAUGGUGAAAAAGCAGGUGAAGGUUAUCACGCUGGCCAUUGGUGAUGGCGCCAACGAUGUCGGGAUGAUUCAGACAGCACAUGUUGGUGUGGGAAUUUCAGGCAACGAGGGCCUGCAGGCAGCCAACUCUUCUGACUACUCCAUUGCUCAGUUCAAAUACUUGAAGAAUCUGCUGCUGGUCCACGGAGCUUGGAAUUACAACCGUGUGGCCAAAUGUAUCCUGUACUGCUUCUACAAAAAUAUUGUCCUUUACAUCAUAGAGAUCUGGUUUGCGUUUGUCAAUGGCUUCUCGGGUCAGAUUCUGUUUGAGCGCUGGUGCAUCGGCUUGUACAACGUGAUCUUCACUGCCCUCCCUCCCCUCACUCUGGGAAUAUUUGAGCGCUCCUGUCGAAAAGAAAACAUGCUGAAGUACCCGGAGCUCUACAAAAGCUCCCAGAAUGCAAUGGGAUUCAACACCAAGGUUUUCUGGGCUCAUUGUAUGAAUGGCCUCUUCCAUUCCGUCAUCCUCUUUUGGUUCCCUCUCAAAGCCUUCCAGCACGAUACAGUGUUUGGCAAUGGAAGAACUCCUGACUAUCUCCUCUUAGGAAAUAUGGUAUACACAUUUGUGGUCAUCACAGUUUGCCUUAAAGCAGGCCUGGAAACCUCAUCCUGGACUAUGUUCAGUCAUAUCGCCAUCUGGGGCAGCAUUUGCCUGUGGGUGGUGUUCUUCGUCAUCUAUUCGUCCCUCUGGCCCCUCAUCCCUUUGGCACCCGACAUGUCAGGCGAGCCAGUGUCCCAUCCUGUAGAAAGCGGCUUGAGCUGGGCGGAGAUGAUGUUCUCUUCAGGGGUCUUCUGGACGGGCCUGGUCUUCAUCCCUAUCACCUCGCUGGUCUUUGACGUGGCCUACAAAGUAGUGAAGAAACUGUUUUUCAAGACACUGGUGGAUGAGGUUCAGGAGCUGGAGGCACUAUCCAAAGAUCCCGGAGCUGUAGUGCACGGGAAAAGCUUGACGGAGAGGGCCCAGCUCCUGAAAAACGUCUUCAAGAAGAGUACCGUGAGUCUGUAUCGCUCCGAGUCCAUGCAGCAGAACCUGUUACACGGCUACGCCUUUUCUCAAGACGAGAACGGAGCGGUAUCGCAGUCGGAGGUGAUCCGAGCGUACGACACCACCAAGCAGCGGAGCCGAGAGUGGUGAGCGAUGGGCAUUCCAAAGUCGCGAAAGCUCUUCCCGCGUCUUUUUGGAAUUUUUGAGGACUCGUCACGUGACUGCAGACAGACAAGAAUGGAAUCACAUAUUGUUUUGCGAAAGGGAACAAAUUCAUUGUGUUUUAUUAUCGAGCACGGUGCUUUUUUUUUUUUUUUUUUUUUUUUUUUUGGGCAAACCUGAGCAAAGCUUCUCCUCUGUCUUUAUUUAACAAUAAAAGAAAAAAAAAGAUAUUAGCACGAUACCAAAACAACUAAAAUCAUUGCGGCGAAUUAAAAUCUGUUAAUUGUGAAGUUAAUCAGUCCUUGGAGCCAAGAUUUUAAGUGGCGUCAGAUUCCCAAAGACCAGUCGUGAAUACAAUCUUCCAAGUACUCGUGAAUUCAGACCGUGUCGUGAGCACCACUCUCCUUUCGUUUCCUGUUGUUUUUUGGUAUUGUUUUUGUUUUUCUGCACUGAAGGAAAUGUCGUGUGUAAAAAGCCUUACAUUUUGUUAUGCCUUCACAAAACAAAUCCUUUUUAGUUCUUCACAUAAUGUAGACACUGUGCCUGCUUUUAUUUUGUGGCCUAGGCUGAUUUCCACCUUUUUGACACGUCGUUUCUCUACACACCCCCACCCCCUCCACCCAUGCCCCUGCCCUCCUCCCGAUGGAUGACAACAUUCCAUAUGUCAGAAUCACAAAGGUGCCUACGUUUCCAUCCCGGAGGAACGAGCUCGCGUCACAGCUAGCUUUCGGUCGAGGCACACACGAAAAACAAAAAAAGAACCAAAAAAAAAAGAGAGAGAGGUAUAGAUAUUGAUAUACAGAUAGUUAUUCCUGACAGUGGUGAUCGUGUUUCCCUGAUAACCGAGAUUUGAAUCCCCUUCCGACAUAAGUGCCAUUAGCUUCGAAGAGAGAACUAUUUCCCAGGAAACUCCAUGCCAGUAUCAAAACAACUUUUGUCUCUCGAAUUAUUCUUUUGUGGAUUUGUAUUUUUAUAUUUGGAGAUGUACACACAUUUUGCAUUGACCGGCUUUAUAAAAUGAAUUGUCUGCAAAUUUUGUCCACCGCCGUGGACGGAGCGAUUGAGGACACAGAGCUUUCUUAAAUGUCUCAUUGUGUAACCUUAAUAUUGUUACCACUUGAUUUAUUUAUAAUUGGAUGGAAUACUUCAUGUCUGUGCGAUGGCUUUCUUCUCCCUAUGGGAGAUACGACUUUUGACUGUGGUGUGCGUGUGUUGGGUUCAUGCUUGCAUGUGCACGUGAUGUACGACGUGUUUCCUACUGUGUGUGUGUGUGUGUGUGUAUGUGUAUCACCUACCGUGUUAGCUUGAUUAUGCGUUGCAUGUCUGUCUUCUACGCAGGAAUAUUAAAGCCUCACUGAAAAGUACCGUUAAAAGAAUACAUUUGGGUUUGUUUUAAGAAAAAAAAAGUCCUAAUGCAAAAAUACAGGAGUCCCAUUCUUAAGCCAGGUGGUCACCCUAUUCCAUCACAAACGUAUGCUGGCACAAUAAGAAAUUUAUAAUGGCAGUAAAUAUUAAUGUGAAAAACACCUCAAAGAAAAUCUGCCGGUAUGGCGUUAAGUGAGCAUGACGUCAUAUUGUUACACUGCACAAACAAGUUUAUUACAUACACCCCUCUCACCUCCCCCCAAACCUCUUAUGUCUUGAGCUGAGGAUGGGUUUAGAAAGUCUUUUUUUUUUGUUGUUGUUUUUUUUUUUAUUGGGAAAAAUGUAGCAACGUUUCAAGACUAAAAUUCUGUUGUUUUUGAAGAUUAAAAGUCAUAAAAUUACAGAAUAAAGUCAUUUUACAGGAGGAAAAGAAUGCAGAUAAUUAGAAAAAUAGAAAAGUAAUUAAUAAAGUUGUAAUAUUGCAAGAAAAGAAAGUCAAAAUAUUGCAAGAAAAGGUUGUUCCAUGGUGAGAAUAAAGUUCAAAUGUUUUGAGAAUGUAAUAGUGAUAUCUCAGGAAUAAAGUUGUAAUACUCUUUCAUUUGUUACAUUAAAAUUGUCCUUGUGUUACAAAAAUAACUUUGGAAAGACAUUAUAAUGUCAAAACUUCCAUGCAUUUUUUUUUUUUUUUUGGUAUAAUUUUACAUGUAAUGAAAAUUCCUAAAUCCUGGCCGUGUUUGUGCCUGCGUGGGUUUUUAUCCGGGCACUUCGGUUUCUUCCCACAUCCCCCCCCAAAAAAAAUUCUACAUUCAUUGGAGACUCUAAAUUGCACCUAGGUGAAGUUGUAGUUGCGAAUCCUUGUUUAAUUUGUAUGUGCCCUGCGAUUGGCUGGCGAUCAGUUCAGGGUGUAUUGGCUCCAGCACGGCAUGAGUCAUUGUGAGGAUAAGCGGCUCAGAAAAUGGAAGGGUGAAUAUGCAGUUAUAAUAUUGUUUUUGAGGAAAAAGCCAUAACUUUACAGAAUAAAGUUGCAUACCAUGAGGAAAAAAUCUGAAUGAUUCAAGAGUGUUCGAAAAAAAUGAAAUAAAAGCGGCUUAUAAAUAUGACUUUAUUUCCAUAAAAUUGCAACUGGUAAAAUUUCAACAGUAAAAACAUAUUUUUGUUCCGUAAUAUCCUGGCUUUUGUAAAAUGUUGAACAUGUAGAAUGUUUCAUCGUAAUGAUGACUUCAUCCUAGUGACUUCAAAGUGACUGGCAUAAAUUUCGCACUUUCUUUGGUUCACAUUUUUCUUUUCAGCGUGGCCCUAAGACUUCUUCGUAAGAUUGCAAGUUCCUUUCCCCUGAUGUGUCGCUUGAGUACAAACGUUUGUAUUUCGCUAAAUGUGUGCGUUCGAUGCUAGUCCUUGUGUCCUCCUCCACAUGCACGAGUGCAGUUUCCGUCCCGUCGCUCCGUCAUCCCCCCACGUGCUGAUGCAUGGCCCUCGUGUGUGCGAUUGUUUGUUUGUAUUGUGGAAUUUCGAAACUGGAUCAGAGUUUCUGAUGCUCCAUUGGCUUUGACAGGAAAUGUUGCACAAUGCACUCUCGAUGUAACUUUUUUUUUUUUUUUCGGUUCUGAACGUUACUGUUCCUGUCCCAUUUUUGCCGUUUAUUAUAUCUGUGACUCGCUUCACCAGAAAAGCUUGAAAUGCUUUGAAGUUGUCAAAUGUACUUUGAAUGUGGAUGUUGUCAUUUUUUUUCUUUCUUUUCAAAUCUACCGCUGCAUGAGAGGAUAACACAAAACGGUUAAAAAAAAAAAUACUUUCCUUUGUAUUUUGAGUUUCAUGAUUGUUGUGCAUGUUGGGACUGCAAAUGUAUAAGUGUUGUCUUUUAUGGUCCGCGGAGGAAAUAAACUUUAAAUUCAUGGAGGAGCAUCUCCCAACGAUUUAGUUUUUGACUUUUUUUUUUUUUUUGGAUUAUGUACGGGCAGUCCAAUGGUGACAGGCAGGAUAUUCAGGACUAAACAGGAAAAGGCGGACGAUGUUUACAAAGUUUCCAGCGGUUGGGGACGGCCCCGAAUAUUUCCGUUACACCAAUAAACAUUCAGAUGUUCAAUUAGAUGUUAUAUUAAAUGAGGUGAGAUUUUUGCUUUUUUUCAAUUUUUUUUUUUUUUCCAAUGAAGACCCUUUUGCCCUAUGUUGUCCUGUCUUUGAUGAUUAAUAUGAAUUUAUGCAAAUCAUGGUCCUUGUAAAUGAAGCACGGAAGCCAUUUUCGGUGUUUAGAAUGUCCACUGAGAGUUGCGCCAAAUCAUUGACAAAAUGAUGCAUCAAUUAAAU
Molecule: messenger RNA, 7506 nt
Organism: Syngnathoides biaculeatus (alligator pipefish)
Lineage: Eukaryota; Metazoa; Chordata; Actinopteri; Syngnathiformes; Syngnathidae
Gene: atp8a1
Product: ATPase phospholipid transporting 8A1
Exons: 38
Coding region: 295-3825 (1176 amino acids)
Biological process (GO): phospholipid translocation
Cellular component (GO): plasma membrane
Molecular function (GO): ATP hydrolysis activity; ATPase-coupled intramembrane lipid carrier activity; magnesium ion binding
Source: RefSeq, a predicted model, not a curated record